Messenger RNA from Clonostachys byssicola, 1242 nucleotides. The record is from the annotation of a GenBank genome assembly. Lineage: Eukaryota; Fungi; Ascomycota; Sordariomycetes; Hypocreales; Bionectriaceae.
AGUACUCCAAAUAUCCGGAAUGCCCACCCCGAGACCGCAGGGAACGGCAUUAGCCUUGUGCAGCCGUCGUAUAUGGACCAUGGCGGCUCGUUCAACCAGGAAACCUCUACCCAACCCUCUAGCGAGAUAGUGCCCAGCCAGGGUAGUCCUCCCAUCGGCACAGAGAAUGCAUCCAGCAACAACAACCUUUUGCUCACAGGUUUCAACUUUGAGGACAGCUUAUUCGAGCCUGAUUGGUCCUAUGUACCUAAUCUAGCGUCUAGCUUGGUUGAUGAAUAUGUUGCCGAACAAGACGUUGCUUCUGACCCCAGAGGCAAUGAGUUACAACCUACAAGUGGUACUGUGAGUCUCCCGGCGCAGUCAAUUCGUCCAGGCUCUUCGAUCCCAAUGGCACUGGAACUUAAUAGUUCUUCUUCUCUAUUUCAAAAACGUGACUUCCCCGAAACAGAGCUUGGGCUUGCCAGCGACGUUGCCCUGCAUAUCCUGCGAUCCUACCCAUACAUGAUUGCCAGCCAGGGCGCCGUUCCUCCGUUUAUUCACCCGCAAUAUGAAUCACUAGAUGAAGGCAACACGACGCGCCCGAGCCCUCUUUAUGCUUCACUGAACCUCGUCAAGAUGCUUCUGCAUGAUAGACGAGUAAACAAGGGGUUGAUGUGGGGGUUGAUUCGGAUCGAACAGGAGCGACUGCUAAACGAGCACCUUAGUUUUAGUCGGUGGGAGCUCCUACAGGCUUUACAAGCUCUGGUUGUGUAUAUGCUCCUGAGGAUUAUAGAGGGACGCCACGAGUAUACCAACUUUGAUAGCCAGCUUUUAAUCUCGCUGAAUGCAAUCUGUAAGCAUCUCACUAUGAAAUAUGGCAAGCUCAUCAGCCCAGAGGAAGUUGCGGGCCGGGAGAUGCCCUGGAAGGACUGGGUGUUCAACGAAUCCCGUCGUCGCACCUCGAGCACGGUUGUCGUCAUCACCCGUAUCCUCCACGCCCAGAUUUCGCCGCCAUCUGAGGGCAUGACGGAAUACUCCCACUUCCCCGCGCCAUCCCCUAUGAAGUUAUGGCGAGCUGAGAACGAGGCUGAUUGGGCAAUUGACUACACGGAAUACCAAUAUCAGAAUGCUGUGCACGGAAUGCUUAAAAUCGGCGAUCUUGUUCAGCUAAAGGGCAGAGUUGGCAAUCAGAAUGAUGGAUGGUAUGCUUACGCCGACUCGCUCGGUCUCUUGGUGACAUUAGCGGCGGAUCUGAUCUGCUAG